UAGCUAUACUGCUAUUCUCGAACCUCAUCCCAUUGAGAACUCCAGGGCAGCCCAGCUACCAGCAUGUCGAAGCACAGACUUAUUAUACUAAGACACGGAGAGGGCCAAUGGAAUAAGGAGAACCGAUUCUGUAGUUGGGUGGACCAGAAACUUAACAGUGACGGACUGGAGGAGGCUCGGAACUGUGGGAGGCAGCUCAAAGCUCUCAACUUCGAGUUUGAUCUCGUCUUCACAUCCAUCCUUAACAGGUCCAUUCACACAGCCUGGCUGAUCCUGGAAGAGCUGGGGCAGGAGUGGGUUCCUGUGGAGAGCUCUUGGCGUCUGAAUGAGCGUCACUAUGGAGCCUUGAUUGGUCUCAACAGGGAGAAAAUGGCUCUGAAUCAUGGCGAAGAGCAGGUAAGGCUCUGGAGGAGAAGCUACAACGUGACCCCACCUCCUAUUGAGGAGUCUCAUCCCUUCUUCCAUGAGAUCUACAAUGACCGGAGGUACAAAGUGUGCGAUGUGCCCUUGGAUCAACUGCCACGUUCAGAAAGCUUGAAGGAUGUUCUGGAAAGACUUCUUCCCUACUGGAAGGAAAGGAUUUCUCCGGAAAUCUUGAAGGGCAAAACCGUUCUGAUAUCUGCUCAUGGGAAUAGCAGUAGAGCCCUCCUGAAACAUCUAGAAGGUAUCUCAGACGAGGAUAUCAUCAACAUCACUCUGCCCACUGGAGUUCCGAUUCUGCUGGAGUUGGAUGAGAACCUGCGUGCCAUUAAGCCUCACCAGUUCCUGGGCAACCAGGAGGCCAUCCAGGCAGCCAUUAAGAAAGUGGAUGAUCAAGGGAAAGUGAGACAAAACAAAUAAUAAAGUACGACCAGGAGCAAGCGGAGUGCGGGGUGGUGUGCAGUGCGUUCCCCUGUGGGCGUCUCCCCUCCUCCCAGUGGCUCACUUCCUCCAAGGCUGGUGGUAGAGUUUGUGUAGAUAACUAGGUAGUUGUCAUGGCCCAGACGUGACCUUUGGAUGUCUAAGUCCAACUUCACUUCUGCUCCUCCUGUUUGAUUUAACAUUGCAAAGUAGUAGCCAGCGGGGUUUGACCAAGGUUGUUUUGUGUUUUGGAGACAGGAGAGUAACAGGAUGAAAUUGUUUAUCACUUAACAAGUCGUCACUGAGUCCCCACUGGCAGGCACUGUUCCAAUGAGCAGGUCACUGUUUUAUUCCACAACAGUUCCUGAGAAGAGUGAACACUACUAGGUAGCCCUUGGGCAGUUUACACCAGCGGCCCAUCGAAUGGCAGAGUCAUAGAUGGGCCCUUGGGAAGGCAUCCGAGAACCACAGUAGCACAAGGCCCUUUGAUUUCCCCCAGCCCACUGCCGUCCUGUUUGCCGUCAGUAAAAUCAACUUCAGCCAGUGAGAAGGACCGGGAUUGGCACAGCCGUAGCCGUUUAUGCUCUUCUGUUUCUCUUUGAGCUUUUGAACUUUAACCUUUGGGGACUUAGCAGUUAGAUGAAAAUAAAGCUUUGUGACUGCAAACAGCA
Rattus rattus (black rat) is the source of this 1511-nucleotide messenger RNA. It is a transcript of the gene Bpgm, whose product is annotated as bisphosphoglycerate mutase. Gene Ontology annotation, biological process: glycolytic process. Lineage: Eukaryota; Metazoa; Chordata; Mammalia; Rodentia; Muridae. Bases 64 to 840 code for a protein of 258 amino acids. The record is from RefSeq and is a predicted model, not a curated record. The transcript is spliced from 2 exons. Gene Ontology annotation, molecular function: intramolecular phosphotransferase activity.